This is a messenger RNA of Prorocentrum cordatum, 3132 nucleotides long. The record is from the annotation of a GenBank genome assembly. NCBI's taxonomy places the organism in Eukaryota, Dinophyceae, Prorocentrales, Prorocentraceae.
AUGUACGACUUCAGGGAGUGCGAGGUGGUCGCGCGGCUGGGGGCCAGGCUGGUCGCUCCGUUGGGAGGCAAGUGCAUGACGCGGGACGAGUGGUCCACGAUCGACUACUUCCUGGUGGACCGCCGGCUGGAGGCUCAGGUCCUUGGCGUCGAGGUGAUGAACAAGUGGUCGUCGCGCCCGCGCAAGCAACGGCGCUUGCGCCUCCACGCGAAGCCUGUGGUGUCCUGGAUUCGGGAGCCAGUGGCGCCGACAACCCUCCCGAUGGGCUGUCCUAUUGGGUCUGAACGGAAUCCUGUGGGCUGGCCCGCGCUGGAGGCGUCGCCGCUGUCGCAGAAGGACCUGGACGGCGUCCACGCACAGGUGAUCACAGCGCUGGAGGUCCUGCAGCGCCACGACCUCGUCGGCGACGCCGGCGCGCGGUAUCGGGGCCGUGGCGAGGCCCUGCGGUGGCGCACAGUGCCCCAAUGGGCACCGCGCACAUGGGGACAUGCAUCGCAGUCGCGGCACGCCUUCCAUUUGCAGGCGCUCGAGGAUCUCUUGAGGGAGUUGUUCCACCUCGCCAGGCGCGCAGAGGCGCGGCCCCUGGAUGAGCCCCAGAGGCAGAGGCCAGGGUUGCUUCACGAGCGCCUCUUGCGGCGGGCCCGCUGGAUCCACGCCGACAUCGAGCGUGGCGAGGUCUCUCAGGUCGCCUUCGACUCGGCCAGCGACGAGAGAGGGCAGAUCGACGCCGUGCGGACGGUCAUCCAGGGCGCGGCAGGGCACGCCGGGCGCGGCGAUCAGGCUGCGGCGAGGGCGCAGCUGCGGCAGCGCUUCGAGGAGGCCUCAAUGGGCAAUGGGCAAUGCCGGCGGCCUGCAUCCGAUGACAAAGCAAAUGCGGAUGUGGCCAAGGGCAACGCUACGGCGGCCGAGCCCCGGGCCAUGUGCGAGGACGUGCAUGGCGUGCCACGCACCUGGUUGGAGGGGGCUGCAGAUGAUGAGCCGCUGCCUGUGCUGGACGGGCCUGCCAUGAGGAAUGUGACAGGGCGCUUCAAGGAGCGCACGGGGCUGGGCGUCGAGAACUGGAACCCUCGCGUCCUCCGCCACAGCUCCGCGGCGGCCGUGGACGCCUUCGCCCAACUCCUCAUGACGGUGGAGGCCUCCCCUCUGUGGCUGGCGCAGAUCAACCUCCUCGUCGACUUCAGGAUCCCGAAGGCCGCUGGCGGCCUCCGACCGAUCGGCAAGAUGCCGACGCUGGACCUUCAGGGAGGCCCUGACUGCGACGCCGCAGCGACGGUGCUCCUGGAUUUGGCGAAGUGCUUCGAAUGGGUGCGGCUGAAGCAUGUCUGGGCGCGGGGGCUGCGGCGGGGUUUUCCGAAGCGCGUCUUGCGCAUAAUGCUUGUGAGCUUCUCGGCGGCGCGCACGGUGGUACUAGGCGACUGCUACUCCAAUCUGGUGUCGGUGAUCUCUGCUAUCGUGCCGGGCUCGAGAUUCGCCAUGGCGGCCGCCCACCUUCUCAUGAUCGAGCCUUGCGACAUCACGCUCGCGAGGUGGCCCGUGGACUUGAGCAAAUGCGCUGACGACCUCGCCCUCGCCCAGUGUGGUGGUGCGGCCGAGGACGCAGAAGGCAUCGCAGAGGCUGUGACGUGGUUCGUGGGCUGCUUGCGCGACGAGCUCGAUCUCGAGGUCAGCCUCUCGCAAGGCAACGAGCUUGGCAAGUCCGCGGCACUGGGCACAUCGUGCUGGUUGGCGCGGGCGUUGCGCCUCCGCCUGCGGCGCCUGAGCAUCCGCGUGGCGCGAGAGUCUCGGCACCUGUGCCUGGACAGGCUCGGCGAGACGACCGACGCGCAGCGUGGCCUCGGGCGGCGGCCCGGGCUGCGGCCUGUGCGGCGGGGACGCUUGAAGGCCAUGGUCGACCGCUCCCGCCCGCUGAAGCGCGCCAAGGCUCAGGGGGCCGCAGUCUGGAAGGUGGCGAAGAUUGGCCUCAAGCCGGCAGCCAUCUACGGCCACAAAGCGCUGGCCCUCACCCCGCCCGAGGUCCAGCGGGCGCGGACGAUGGUCGGCCAGGCGCUGCUGGGCAAGACGCGCCUCAAGAGCACGUCACUUCGGCUCGCAUGCUUUGGCGAGGACCCAGGGGAUGCUGGGGUCGCCCCGUCCAUUAUGCAGGCGGCAUGGCGGAGGCAGCAGGUCGCGCUCCUCGGGGACGACGCCUGGAAGGGCCUGCGGGGCCCAGCCUCCUCCGUCAUCCUGACAGCGAGGGAGAUAGGCUGGACGUGGCCCGCUUGGGACACAUUCAUCACUAGGGAGGGCAUCCACAUCAACGUGCUGCAGGUGUGCCAGCGCGACGUCCUUGCGCAGGCGAAUUGGGACGCGAAGCGCGAGCAGUGGGCGCGCUGGAUCGCGGCCGAUGGGGAGAGGGCCAGCCUGACUGCGAUGCCUUUCAUCGAGCCGUUGCGGAGUUUCUGCGAUCAACAUCGCAGGCACUGGGGUGCAGGCAUGGCCUUCGCGUCGCAGGCGUGCAUGCGCGCCCUGGGCACGGCGCAGCACAGGCUCGGCGGGUGUCCAGGCUACUGGGUCCACCGCCAGGCCAUGCCUGCCACCUGGCAGUAUGCCAUCGAGACGAGCCUCGACAGGCUGCGCUGGGAUCGUGGCCUGACCGCCCACCCUGGGUGGAAGCGGCCCUUCACGCCACAAGUCGAGCGCAACAUCGACAGGGCCGAAUUGCAUGCCGUGGCCGUCGUCCUCGACCACGCGAUGCCGCCGCUGCGUGUGCAUGUCGAUCGGCAGUCGGUGCUCGACGGCAUCACCGCAGACAUCGGCCUCGGGCCCAACGGCAUCGAGUUCGGCAAAGUGAAGGCCCACCGCACGGACGCUCAGCUGCAGGGCGCGUCAGCUGCGGAGCGUCUGGUGGCCAUGGCCAAUCGCGGGGCUGACGCCUGGGCCGGCGAAGGCGCAGCCGGCGGAGGCAACGAGUGGCUGGCCUACGUCCAGCAGGCCUGGAAGGAGACGGCCGCCCAGGUCCGCUUCGCCUUGAACUUCCAAGCCGAGCUCGCAGAGCGCGUUUUCAGCACUGAGGACGACUGGCCAGACAUGCAGCCGCCGCCGCCGCGAGGCUCGCAGGCCCCGCGCAUCGGCCUGCAGCUGGUCGCGGAGUAG